Molecule: messenger RNA, 2455 nt
Organism: Gavialis gangeticus (Gharial)
Lineage: Eukaryota; Metazoa; Chordata; Crocodylia; Gavialidae
Gene: AAGAB
Product: alpha- and gamma-adaptin binding protein
Exons: 10
Coding region: 25-972 (315 amino acids)
Source: RefSeq, a predicted model, not a curated record
GCGACAGAGGAGGGGAGGGGAGCCAUGGCGGCGGAGGGGCCUUGCGCUCUGGUCACCAGCUGCGCUGCCGAUUUCGCCGGGGACGAGCUGGUGAAACGUAUUAUAGGAACAGAAGACUUGACAGUGGAUGUGUCUGCCAAUGGAGGAGUGAGAUUUUACCCCUGGACCAUAGAUAAUAAAUACUACUCUGCUGAUAUCCAUCUUUGUGUGGUACCAAACAAGUUCCUGGUGACAGCAGAAAUUGCAGAAUCUGUCCAGGCAUUUGUGGUUUACUUUGACAGCACAAUAAAAUCUGGUCUUGAUAGUGUCUCAACGUGGCUUUCCCUCACAGAAGAAUGGUUACCAGAGGUUAUGAUCUUGGUCUGUGACAGAGUAUCUGAAAAUGGUGUGAGCAGACAAAAAGCUCAGGAGUGGUGCAUCAAGCAUGGCUUUGAGCUGGUGGAACUCAGCCCGGAGGAGCUGCCUGAUGAAGAUGAUGACUUCCCAGAGUCCACAGGAGUGAAACGAAUUGUACAAGCCUUGAACGCCAACGUGUGGUCUAACGUAGUGAUGAAGAGUGACAGGAAUCAAGGCUUUGGCCUUCUCAGUACGUUAGCAGGUGCGAACUGUAGCCUUGGGUCAGGAGAGAACCAAGAUCCAGAAUCCCAGCCACCGACGGCAGGCAGAGCAGAAUCGCGCUCGGAAGGCAACAGAGAAGAUGCAGCUAGCACCAACAAUUUGCAGGUUGACAGCACUGUAGAUCCCAUGCUCGAUAUGGAUAUUCAAGAGCUUGCCAGUCUGACCACAGGAGAAGGCGACCUGGAGAACUUUGAACGACUGUUUUCAAAGCUGAAAGAAAUGAAAGACAAGGCAGCCACGUUGCCUCGUGAGCAGAGGAAGCUACAUGCAGAAAAGGUGGCCAAAGCCUUCUGGAUGGCAAUUGGAGGAGACCGAGACGAGAUUGAAGGCCUUUCCUCAGAUGAAGAAAACUAAGUUCUUGUGUAGCUGCUUGCAGUAGAGCUGAUUGACAGCCUAGAAGUAACACUGGUCCCUCCGUCCCUGGACAAUGUUUGUUUUUUUUUCUUUUGCUGAAGACCCCAUUUUGCUUUGAUUGUUUGGCUGGUUGAAAGCCGCCGCCGCCACCUCAAGCACUACAUUCCAUAGCACAUGCAGUGCAUUUCAAGACUUGUGCUUCCUUGCUGCUCCGUCCUACGGCCGCGUGCUCCAUCUUUGACAAGAAGUAAUAAGUCCCUUUGCAUUUUUUCAUUGGCCAUUUUUCAUCGUUUCCCAAAGAACAUGUUCCUGGCCAUCACCUUGGGCUGCUGGUUGUCAGAGGCUCAUGCCCCCACCCAACACACCCCCUGGGCAUCCCCCAUGUCCCAGGCUGGUCCAGCUACAGGCCCACUUGGCAGGAGGUCUCCAAGAGCCCAAAGCAGUCCAGGAGAUGGCCAGAGGCAUUGUGAGUGGAUCUCAGCCUUCCCUACAAGUCAGGGGGUGGGGAUGGGGGAGGGGGGCCAGGAAGGAAGCCACACUAUCCCUUGGCCAGUGAGGGUAGGCCACCAAAUGGCCUUGCAGUAACCUUCCCUACAGCUUCCUUCUAUCCUUUGCCAUCUCUGCCUGUUGUUUCCUAAUGCACACACCGGGGGGCUGCAUACCGUAUAAACUCACGUGACCGCUUUUCAUGCCUCCUUGCUGCCCAGCUGGGCAAGACUUGGUUGUGCGCUAGAGACAAGGCAACCAAGUGGAGCAGAAUUACACACACCCAAGACCAGCACUUACCCAAACACUCGAGAAAGUUGAUGCUUCUUCAUCUUGCUGCCUUGGGAAGUCUCACGUGGAAGACUGUGAUGGACUUUUUUGAAGAGCUAAGAUAGUGCGUGACGGCAAGGUGGCUGAACCCAAUGGCCGUGGAUAGCAACCGAACCGAUCAGAGGCCCCCCCACGCCCACCCACUGUUCCUUGUCAUGCUGCAGUCGGGGGAAUUGGCAAGGGAGAGGUGCUAGCACUGCUCAGAAGACCCUGCUGCUCACCUUUUGCACGUGAAACUGUGACCUCAAGAUCUGUGAAACCACAGCACAGCUCUGCCUGAUGAGCAUAGUUUGGUCAGAAGAAUUCAAGGGCUCUGGAAUAGCAGGAAGUAGCCAGGAUUGUCAGCCUGGGUAAGGGAAGUGUUCACAGUGGGUCUCAUCAGUGCAAUUGCCUUGUACCACAACUAUCCCUAAAGUCCUUGCUGUCAGUUGGUAUCUCAGUCAAAGCACGGUAGCUUAAAAAAAUAAAUACAUGCUCGCGCGUCAAGCUAGCUGUUGUGGAUAGAAAACUGUAGGGACUUAACAAGAUCCUUCCAGAUUGUGUUGUACUUUCUGUUUUUUUUUCCUUUUAUGAUCUAAAGUGUGUUUGGUUUUUUUUGGCUGCAGAAGUUCUCAACAAAAUCAAUAUUUCAAAAAUGAAUAAAGCACUUAUUCAUGGAAAAGCUAAA